Messenger RNA from Astyanax mexicanus (Mexican tetra), 2118 nucleotides. RefSeq names its product RAS, dexamethasone-induced 1 (gene rasd1). The transcript is spliced from 2 exons. The record is from RefSeq and is a predicted model, not a curated record. The coding region runs from base 818 to 1615 and encodes 265 amino acids. NCBI's taxonomy places the organism in Eukaryota, Metazoa, Chordata, Actinopteri, Characiformes, Acestrorhamphidae. Gene Ontology annotation, molecular function: GTPase activity; GTP binding.
CCAGUGAUAUAGCCAUAAAAGCUUUAAAAACUCUUCAGAAAUAUGCAUAGGUGUUUUAAAUGAAUGGGUAGAUGAUUAUUUUUGUUGCUGUUGAUGAGCCUGUUUUGAUCAGACUGACUCAUGUGUGCCCUCUUGUGGUGUAAACAUGUGUUAAUGCACAGCUUGUGCACAGUAGUGAACACACCUAGCCACUCAGUCUCUCACUCUCCACAAAAAGAGCACUACCAGUAUCAGUGUACAGGGUCUGGAAAUGGCAUGAAUUAGGCAUUAUUCGUGCCGUCUUAAAUGAUGCAACAGUUACAUUGUGGCAUCUUAGGUGCGACACCAUUUAAGGAUGUACGUAGAGACUGAAUGAGAAUCCAAACUUAAGCACAAUAUGUCAGACAUAAGACAUAACAAUAACACUAUAAUUAGCCACUAGAGUUGAUUUAGACACUUUAGUCACCAUGCCAACACGUUUUCUUGCAAAAAGAAAAGUAUCCUAUGCUGCACCGCAGAGUAAACACGUCUCUCUGCUCGCUCUCGCCAAGCCCCAGCAGAGAGCUGGAAUGACGCACAAAGAGCUUUUUCAGCCUUGCAGUGAGCGAGCGAGGGCUGGGUGGGCUGCAAGUUGCACAGGCCCGCCCCCUUCCAGCUCCACACGCUGCUUCUCAUGCCUCUGAGCUGUGGAAGGAGGGGCACCAGGACCGGUAUAAAACAACCAUCCUCGCCUCUCACAGACUCAGAAAUCAGAGAGCUCAGCAGACAAACACAGCUCCUUCCCUGUUGCUCUAGAACUCAGAGGAACAACGUUAACGUCGUGAAAGUAUAAGGCACCAUGAUUAAGAAAAUGUCGCCCUCAGAGAACGACUUCGACAUCCCAGCCAAGAACUGCUACAGGAUGGUGAUCCUGGGCUCCACCAAAGUCGGGAAGUCUGCGAUCGUGUCCCGGUUCCUCAACGGCAGGUUCGAGGAGCAGUACACACCGACAAUCGAGGACUUUCACAGGAAGCUCUAUAGUAUUAGGGGAGAUGUAUACCAGCUGGACAUUCUAGACACUUCGGGAAACCAUCCGUUCCCUGCGAUGAGGAGACUGUCCAUACUCACAGGUGACGUCUUCCUCCUUGUGUUCAGCCUGGACAACCGAGAGUCCUUUCGGGAAGUGCAACGUCUCAAGCAACAGAUCUUCGAGACCAAGUCGUGCCUAAAAAACAAGACCAAGGAGAAUGUGGACGUGCCACUGGUCAUCUGCGGCAACAAGGGUGACCGAGAGUUCUCCAGAGAGGUGCAGCGAGAGGAGAUCGAGCAGCUGGUGGCCGGCGAUGAGCAGUGCGCCUACUUUGAGAUCUCGGCCAAGCGCAACACCAACGUGGACCGCAUGUUCCAGACUCUCUUCACAAUGGCCAAGCUGCCCAAUGAGAUGAGCCCAGACCUGCAUCGUAAGGUGUCAUUGCAGUACUGCGACGUGCUGCAUCGCAAGUCAUUCCGCAGCAAGAAGCCAAAGGAUGGUGACGCAUACGGAAUCGUGGCACCAUUUGCACGCCGCCCCAGUGUGCACAGUGACCUGAUGUACAUAAAAGAAAAGGCCAUAGGUGGCAGCCAAGGCAAGGACAAGGAAAGAUGUGUGAUCAGCUAAAGACUGUCCUGCUGAAACUGCCACAAAACACGGCACAACAGGGUUGAGCUGCAGGCUGACAGACGCGCACACUGUUGCCAUAUUUACAGGUGGCGACAUCAGUGUAGCGUAUGCGCACCGGGCGGAGACGUAGCCCACGCUGCGAUGCAAUGGACACGUUACUGUGCGUGAGAUGUGUACAUACCCAGAAUGUGACUUUGCCGCGCUCAGUUAGAGCGCUCUGUAAUGUGGCUUUCGUUUGUUGUGAGAUUCGGCUAAACAAGCCGUUGAAAAGUCUGCUUCGGUACGUCUGCCUUUAAACAGAUCUGGCUCACGAGACUCACGCAGCACAGUGAACUGCCAUGUUCAGAACAGCCUACUGUUUACAUUUUGUUAUUUUAUAACAAAUAACUGAACUUGAAUGUUUGUUGCUUUUGGAACAAAUUUUACGAUGAAUGUAUUUAUUCUUCUGUCUCUGUACACUUUUGCAAUGAGGAAAAUAUGAAAUAAAUGAAUUUAUUGAA